GAGUAAUUUCUUGUACAAACCCAAAAGACCAGACUUUCUUUUUUAUUCUUUCCCAAAGAACAGCUUAAACUGCUGUAGAAUUCCCCCAUACAUAUCAAGCAAAACUCGAUUAUUACUGCUGCAAAACAAUCAAUACUCUCACCAACUUCUAAUUUUUAAAUUUUUUAAUUAAAAUAAUCACAAAGUCAAAGUUUUGGGCAAAUACCCACAUCUUUUUUUCAGACUUUUCAAUCUAAUUUUCUCUUUCCUGAAUUAGGUUUUCAAGUUUUCUCUCUCCUCAAGAAAUUUUGAGAGAACCCUUUACACUCUUGCAGACUUGCUGCUGCAAAACCCAUUUCCAGCUUUCUUUUUUUUGUUUUGAUUAAGCAAAGUUUUUGCUUAUCAAUAAAAAAUCUCUAUCUUUGCUGUAGUUUGUUGGGCGUUUGGGAUUUUUUUUAAUUUGUUUUUUAGAAGAUUGUUCUUGAUGGGUUGUUGGGGAAAUAGAUGUUGAUUUAUAGAGAUAGAAGGUGAAGCUGUAGAUAGAAUUUUAUGGAUAACUUAUGCUGCUUCAGUUCAGUCUCUCAGAUUGUAGGAGGACGUUCUUCCGGUGCCUCUGGCAAGGGAAAAAGUCAUCAAGGUUCUGCCAAAUAUGGCUUCAGUUUGGUGAAAGGGAAAGCAAACCAUCCCAUGGAGGAUUAUCAUGUCGCUAGGUUUGUGCAGUUUCAGAGACAUGAACUUGGCCUGUUUGCCAUAUAUGAUGGCCACUUGGGCCAUAGUGUGCCUGCUUAUCUACAAAAGCACUUAUUUGCCAAUAUUUUGAAAGAGGAAGACUUUUGGACUGAUCCAUACAGAUCAAUUAUGAAAGCCUAUGAGAGAACUGAUCAAGCCAUUCUUAACCACAAUCCUGACCUGGGAAGAGGUGGCUCAACAGCUGUUACGGCUAUUUUAGUGGAUGGACAGAAGUUAUGGGUAGCCAAUGUAGGAGACUCUCGAGCAGUUCUUUCUAGAAAAGGUCAAGCAGUACAGAUGUCUACUGACCACGAACCUAAUACAGAACGUGGCAGUAUAGAAGAUCGAGGUGGCUUUGUCUCAAAUAUGCCAGGUGAUGUUGCCAGGGUUAAUGGGCAACUUGCAGUUUCUCGUGCCUUUGGGGACAAGAACCUCAAAUCACAUUUGCGGUCUGAUCCUGAUAUAAAACGUGUUGAUAUUAGUGCUGAUACCGAUCUUCUGAUCCUUGCCAGUGAUGGUCUUUGGAAGUAAGAUUGCUUGCUUAUAAGCUGAUGGUAAUACCUUGCAAAACAACUCAGGUAAUGUCUAAUCAAGAGGCAGUUGACAUAGCAGGAAAGAUCAAGGAUCCCCUCAAAGCUGCCAAGCAAUUAGCAACCGAAGCUCUUCAUCGAGAUAGCAAAGAUGACAUAUCCUGUAUUGUAGUCCGUUUCAGAGCAUAAAGCAUUGUGCUUGGGAAAAAAAAUGUAUAUUCUGAUUUCUGGGGGCCUUCAUAUUUAAAAAAAAAAAAAGAAAAAAGAAAAAAAAAGCUUGU
This is a messenger RNA of Amaranthus tricolor (Joseph's coat), 1519 nucleotides long. RefSeq names its product probable protein phosphatase 2C 9. The record is from RefSeq and is a predicted model, not a curated record. Gene Ontology annotation, biological process: protein dephosphorylation. Lineage: Eukaryota; Viridiplantae; Streptophyta; Magnoliopsida; Caryophyllales; Amaranthaceae. Gene Ontology annotation, molecular function: protein serine/threonine phosphatase activity. Bases 529 to 1239 code for a protein of 236 amino acids. Gene Ontology annotation, cellular component: nucleus; cytosol. The transcript is spliced from 6 exons.